Lecanosticta acicola is the source of this 2673-nucleotide messenger RNA. The record is from the annotation of a GenBank genome assembly. Lineage: Eukaryota; Fungi; Ascomycota; Dothideomycetes; Mycosphaerellales; Mycosphaerellaceae.
AUGAUAAAGAGCAUCAAUGUCGGCGACGACAGCGAUUCGGACGACGAGCCUCCGCCCGCGAUCAAGUUCUCCAAGGUCACCCAAGCACUCUUGGCGGAUGAGGCGGUAAUAUCAUCUCCUCCCAGGCAAGAGAAAAGCAGCGCUCCACGUUUUCAUCGGUCCGUUGACGCCGAUAAGCCAGAGCUUGACACUCCUAGCAGGGCCUCUGGCAUCAGGAUUGUACGUCGCAACUCACCUUCUGCUCAAGACGGGCAAGCACUAGCAGAAAGGGGGAACACUCCGCCUCGUGUGGUCCACCUGGGUGGCAGCAAAGGCACCGGCUCUGCAAAGCGAUCUAUCAGCAUCUCUGGACCAUAUCCACAGCGCACCGCUGGGAGGCGAGGGCCCACGCCAGAGACUCAUCCAAAAUCAGAAGUAGUCACACCCGCGCAGCCUCGCGCCAUUCGCGUCGUUACUCGCUCUCGAGCUGGUAGCAAUGCCUCGCAGGAUGACCGUUCACACCUUGCAUCCUCAAUUAGCAGACCUGCUUCUCGGAACGGAAUGAGAGCCACCGGGGACUCCAAUGACAGAAACGCUCAACCAACAGAACUGAGCUGCAGCACUUCUCAGUAUCAAUUCCAGGAUAAUGCAUCAAGAUACGGCGCAUCGACAGCAACGCGAUCUCGCAACCCUUCUGCUGAAGCUGGCCAUGCACCAGGAUCACAACGGAUCAAGCGUGCCCCGAUUGGAACAGGCACAUUUCUCAAAAGCGGUCCCGUGCGACGUGGUUUUCGACGGAGAGAUAGUGAAGAAAAUGUGUCUCCGAACGAAGACUUACCAAAUGCUGCUGGGUCAUCUCAGCAAAGUGGAUCAAGCUAUACUCCUCAAGAACGUAGCUUUUCUCAGAUGGACGACGCUCGGAGCAGGAGCGGCAGCGUCAACACUCGCGCCACAUCUGUAGAGCCAGUCUCCGUGCACGACUUUGCCCAAAAGCAGCAAGAGUCUCGACCUGGAUCAAGGCAAGCUCAGGCGCACGUUUCAAGGAGUCAAGCAAAUUAUGAGUCCCGGCCACACUCCCAUCAAACCAGUCGGGAGCCUUCACGGGGUCGUCAGGCUAGUAUUGAGCGAUACCAAAGCCGCAGGCAGAAUAGCGUUCCUCCUGCAGACCUUCCCGCGGCAGAGGCAGCCAUCCCUCAGCAAAGAAGAACGAGUAUUGAACCGCUUCAUCAAAAGCCAGUGCUUGAACAGAAGCAUGCCCAAAUAUCAAGCAGUUACAAUCGUGCCAACUACCGUUACGUUGGGCCAAAGGUUCAUACCGACUCCGCAGAAGACCAGGAGAACAUGCCACCUCCAACAUUCAGGCGCAACAGAGAUCAAGAGUUCAAGUAUCUAGGGAAACCGUCAGUCUUGUCCGACGAUGAGAAGUCUAAGGUAAAACCCAGAAUGGUUGACGAGACCCCUGUCCCCGUCCCACAGCAGGAGCAGAGAAAACCACUGGGCGCUAUCAGUGGCAACACUCCGCACCGCCCAGCGCCAGCUCCACCGCCAAAGAUGAGUGUGUUGGACGCCGCGACGGCAACUGCAGGAGCAAGCACAGCAAAGACGCGCAAGAAAAGAUCCCACAUGGUCGUCAAUGGCAAGAUCUUCACCUCGAUGGGCAGGAUUGGCAAGGGAGGCACCAGUGAUGUUUACUGCGUCAUGGCCGAGAAUCAGAAAACCUUUGCACUAAAGCGUGUCAAGCUUGAGGACUGCGACGAGGCAGCUGUUCGAGGAUACAAGGGCGAGAUUGACCUCCUCAAGCAGCUGACUGAGGUCGAUCGCGUCGUGAGGCUGUUCGAUUGGGAGAUCAAUGAUGAAAAGCAGGAGCUCAUUGUCUUGAUGGAAAAAGGAGAUACCGACUUCAAUCGCAUCUUGACUCUCCGCUUGAAUGGUGUCGAGGCCAAGUUCGACAGCGCCUUUGCACGAUAUCACUGGAAAGAAAUGCUUGAAUGCGUUCAAGCUGUCCACGAAAAGGAUAUUGUACACUCGGACCUCAAGCCUGCUAACUUUGUUCUGGUCCAAGGACGACUGAAGCUGAUCGAUUUCGGCAUUGCCAACGCUAUCGACACCGAUAACACUUGCAACGUACACCGAGAUUCCCACGUCGGCACGCCCAACUACAUGUCACCCGAGAGUAUCACAGACACGAACGCAUCCAGCGGGACCGGCAAGGACGAAGCUGGAAGACCUCUAAAGAAAGACAUGCGUAUCGGGAAAUCUUCAGACGUCUGGAGUCUAGGCUGUAUCCUGUACCAAAUGGUCUAUGGUCGCCCGCCCUUCGCCCAUAUCCCGAAUCAAAUAUCCCGUAUCAUGGCGAUUACGAAUCCAAAGCAUACUAUCGAGUUUCCCGAAAAGGGUGUUGGGGAUGUCAAGGUCCCUUUGAACCUUAUCAGCACUUUAAGAAAAUGUUUGAAUCGCAACCCGGAUAAGCGGCCUACUAUCAAGCAGCUAUUAGCGGAUUCUGAUCCGUAUAUCAACCCCGAGGGCCCUGCCGGAGAAAACGUCUUGAUGAGCGAAGACUUGCUUGGGCUUGUUAUCAACAAGGUUCUUGAGCGCUGUAGAGAUCCGAAACGGGGCAUUCCAGGGCCGGAGGAGGCGGCAGUCUAUCCGCGCAGUUUUAUGGCCAGAAUCAGAGAGAUGCAGGAGGGGAGAUGA